Molecule: messenger RNA, 1109 nt
Organism: Geodia barretti
Lineage: Eukaryota; Metazoa; Porifera; Demospongiae; Tetractinellida; Geodiidae
Source: the annotation of a GenBank genome assembly
UGCAAUAUCAUUGGUUGUUCAGCUAGAGUGUGGAGCAUGAGGUGUAAUACUACCUGAGUCCCAAGUAUGUUCACUUAGUCACAUGAGUGUGAUGUCAACAUGUGGUCCAACACACACAAAGUUCAGGAGAAUUUCAUCACAUGACUUAUGUGCUCUGUUAGCAGCACUGUGCACUUUAGUACAGUGGAACCUCUCUCUAAGGACACCUGAAAUGAAGACACCUCUCUCCUUUCUCUCUUCUUGCAUGCAAUUAAUAAGGACCCUUUCUUUUGUCCCAUUGGUGUUCAAGUGGCAGUUUUGUCCAUCCCGUAGUUGCCAAUUUCUACCAGUGGCAGUAAUGAUAUGCAUUGGUGCGCAAAACGUGAUAUAAAUGAUGUAAUGUUAUGUCAUGGUGUACUCCCCUCCUCUUGAUCGCUGUUCCUUCAGUUAUCUUACUCCGUCCAGGAUGAGUGAUAGCUCCAAGACGGACGAGGAGUCCGCCCUCAACAGAGUCCUCCAGAAAACUGCCAAUGAUGUAAUAGACGUGACAUACAUUGAGCCUCACAGUAUGGAGAAUGCCGAAGUCAGCGGACGGACUAGAGAAUACAGGUCACAGGUGGCGUCUCUGAGAGGGGUCUCCAGACCGGUGGCCAAACUGCCUCCCAACAACCAGCCACCUGCAGUCAUGCUCUCCAAGGAACUGGUCUCACCAGCUGACGUCCGAUUUGUCACAGACAGGUCUGAAGCAACAGCGGCCGCAGUAGAAAGCAUGGAAGUCAAACACGGAGAACCAUUAGUUGUACAAUUUGCCGCACCUUGACUCUCGCAUAAUUUUACAUUGCCCACUAGAUCGCCUGUAAUAAUUAUCGUUGUCCGGAACAAUUUUAUGCACAUCAUAUAAUAUAAUUAUGUUAGUUGAAUGGAAGUCAUGUACAGUUUUACUGAACUAACACAGACUUAAUUUGUCUCAUUUUGUGUAUAUCAGUAUCUUAUAUAUUUUGUGUGAGUGUUGUGAAAAAAAGUGUUUUCCUUCAUGAUUUUCAUGUGAUGGUCUCUUUACCCUAAAGGCAAAAAAUACACGGUUACACUUUUCUUACAUGAGGCAAAUAUCUCCAUGCAAGUAUGGCAUG